Molecule: messenger RNA, 1366 nt
Organism: Olea europaea var. sylvestris
Lineage: Eukaryota; Viridiplantae; Streptophyta; Magnoliopsida; Lamiales; Oleaceae
Product: vesicle-associated protein 1-1-like
Exons: 8
Coding region: 360-1079 (239 amino acids)
Biological process (GO): endoplasmic reticulum membrane organization
Cellular component (GO): plasma membrane; endoplasmic reticulum membrane
Source: RefSeq, a predicted model, not a curated record
GAGUUUGAUUCAAUUUAAGAGUUAAAAGUGGAUUAGUUUCCAUUGAAAUUCAUCCAAAUUCACUAAUUUAAUUUUGAUUUCGAAUUAAAAUCGAAAUCGACCCAAACCAAAUCGAAGACGCUGAGAGCUUCUGCACUUUCGAGUUUCUACUUUAUUUAUCUUCACUACCUUUCUCUCUCGUCUCUCUCUACAAACCAAAAAUUUCAAUUAGUUGGAACCGUCAGAUCUCAAAAUAUCUUACCCUUUUGGCGUGAAACCAUUGUUAAAUCUAUCGCCGCACCGGAAAACCGCUCAAUUUUUGCCGGAAACUUUCUUACAAUCAAUUUUUCCGGCAAAUAAUUACGCGAUCCCGGUAAGAAAUGAGCAACGGCGAGCUUCUCCGCAUCGAACCCCUAGAACUUCAAUUUCCAUUUGAAUUGAAGAAGCAGAUUUCAUGUUCCAUGCAACUAACCAACAGAACGGAUAGUUAUGUCGCAUUCAAGGUGAAGACCACGAAUCCGAAGAAGUAUUGUGUGCGGCCGAAUACUGGGGUGGUGUUGCCUCACUCUACUUGUGAUGUCAUAGUCACAAUGCAAGCACAAAAGGAGUCUCCAGAAGACAUGCAAUGCAGGGAUAAAUUCCUCCUCCAGACUGCAGUUGUUAGCCCAGGAACGACAACUAAGGACAUUACUCCUGAAAUGUUCAACAGAGAAUCCGGGAAUCGUGUUGAAGAAAGCAAGUUGAGAGUUGUCUAUGUUCCACCCCCACGGCCACCUUCACCAGUGCGAGAGGGAUCAGAGGAAGGCUCCUCACCCAGGGCUUCAGUAUCGGACAAUGGGACAAUAAAUCAAACUUCUGAACAUAAAACUUUCUCAAGAGCAUAUGUUGAGCCUAAGGAGAACACAACAGAGGUUAAGGCUCUCGUGUCUAAGCUGACCGAAGAGAAAAAUUCAGUUAUUCAGCAAAAUAACAAGCUUCAACAAGAACUGGAGAUCUUGAGGCGGGGAAGUAGCAGAAACCGAGGUGGUAUCCCAUUUUUAUACGUUAUUAUUGUUGGCUUGGUUGGCAUGCUGUUGGGAUAUCUGUUGAAGAAAACAUGAUCAAUGGAUCUUGAUCUGCAUUUCUGCUAUAUUUCUUGCUCCAGCUGUUAAAAAAGUGUAGGACGUCGAGGACAUAUGCAUGACUGAUUGGGAAGAGCUGUGUGUUCUAUUUUAGUUUCUUCUUUUUUUAAACCUUUUAAGAACUAGGUUUUUAAUGGGGCUUUGUGAGGCUCUAAAAGCAUUCAUUGUGUGACUAAUUGCUUUUAACUUGCUUCUCUCUGUAACUUACAAAGAUAUACUAUUAUCUUGUGGAAGUUUGUUUUCUUUGCCAUAUUUCUUAUUGAAAA